Messenger RNA from Melanotaenia boesemani (Boeseman's rainbowfish), 6042 nucleotides. RefSeq names its product leucine rich repeat transmembrane neuronal 4 like 2 (gene lrrtm4l2). The record is from RefSeq and is a predicted model, not a curated record. Gene Ontology annotation, cellular component: plasma membrane. The transcript has 2 exons. NCBI's taxonomy places the organism in Eukaryota, Metazoa, Chordata, Actinopteri, Atheriniformes, Melanotaeniidae. Bases 265 to 1890 code for a protein of 541 amino acids. Gene Ontology annotation, molecular function: protein binding.
AGUCUGUUGGCGCUCAAAUGGGUAAUUGCGCACACAGCGAACUGAACUGUAGCGCCGACUCCAACUACGACCCAAGUGUGAAAGCGUCCUAUUUCUGAGCGUCAUCCAGAGAUCAGCGGGGGCUUGGAGCUCUGCGGAAAACUUGGAUUUGCUUUGCAAGUAUUGCUCAGUAUGCGGAUGCAUAAACUGCGUAUGAGCGCAGUUUAACGCGCUCUUUAUCCUUUUUCUCCCCCCACCGGAGGAGCACUCCUUCCAUCAGUGACGAUGGGUUCUGUGAUGUUGGACUGGAGGUUAUCAUGCUUUCUUCUGCAGGCAGCUGUUUUGCUGCUGCUCAGCAAGGGGGAGAGGAUGUGUCCUGCGAGUUGUCGCUGUGAAGGAAAGAUUGUUUAUUGCGAGUCUGGCAUCUUUCAAGACAUCCCAGUAAACAUCACCACAGGAUGCCAAGGUCUGUCCCUGCGUUAUAAUAACCUGCUGGUUCUUUUGCCAUACCAGUUUGCUCAUCUCAACCAGCUAAUCUGGCUUUACUUGGACCACAAUUCCAUCAAUGCUAUAGAUGCUUUAGCUUUCCAUGGUGUACGCAGGCUGAAAGAACUGAUCCUCAGCUCCAACAAAAUAGCACAUCUGCACAAUAACACAUUCAGUGCAAUACCAAACCUGAGAAAUCUGGACUUAUCUUAUAAUCAGCUGCAGUUUCUGCACCCAGGACAUUUCUAUGGCCUGCGCAAGCUCCAGAAUCUUCACCUUCGAUCUAAUGGACUAAAGCAGAUCCUCAUUCGCACCUUUCUGGAAUGCCGCAGUUUGGAGUUUCUAGACCUGGGUUAUAAUCGCUUGCGCAGCCUCACUCGCACAGCAUUUUUAGGGCUGUUCAAGCUGAGAGAGCUUCAUUUGGAACACAAUCAAUUCUCUAGGAUUAAUUUCUUUAUUUUCCCACGACUUUCCAACCUCCAGGCUCUUUAUUUGCAGUGGAACCGGAUCCGAUCCAUUAGUCAAGGUGUGCCAUGGACCUGGCUGAAACUGCAGAAACUGGACCUUUCAGGGAAUGAAAUCCAAAUGUUGGAUCCUGCUGUUUUCCAGUGCAUGCCAAGCUUAGAAAUGCUGAACCUUGAAUCAAAUAAACUGAGUAGUGUGUCUGUGGAAGUUGUGGCAGCGUGGACCUCCCUGACCACUGUUAGCCUGGCAGGCAAUGCCUGGGACUGCAGCCCCAGCAUCUGCCCUCUUAUGGGAUGGCUCAGGACCUUCAGGGACUCCAAGGACAUCAGCAUGAUUUGCAGCAGUCCCAAGUCUGUGCAGGGUGAAAGAGUGGUGGACGUGAUGAGGAAUUACUCUAUAUGUGUGGAUGCAUCGUAUGUGUUUUCAACUACAGCUCUCAUCUUAUUGCGCUCAACCCAAAAUGUGAACAUCACAACUUGGCCAGCUUCCUCUGGAGUUACAGAACUGACCCACACUAUGUCACCCUCACAGAAAUUAACCACUUCACCUGCCCGUCCAAGUGGGACAGACAGGAAGAUAGCAGAGUCCACAACCAUGAGCUUUACAGCCCACAUCUCUCCUGAAACCCCAACAUCAUUUAUCCCAGAGCUACAGUUUGAACAUAUGUCUUUCCAUAAAAUCAUUGCAGGCAGUGUAGCCCUGUUCCUGUCAGUGUCAUUGAUCCUACUGGUUAUGUAUGUCUCAUGGAGGCGCUACCCCAACACCAUGAGGCAGCUGCAGCAGCACUCAGUCAACCAUAAGCGCAGGAAAAAGGCUCUCAAGCAAGAGCAGGACCUUAAUUCUCAGUUGCAAGAGUAUUAUCUGAGCUACCAUUCAAACUCUGAGGCGAUGGACUCCUUGGUGAAUGAGACACGGCCAUGCACGUGCACUAUAUCAGGAUCCAUAGAAUGUGAGGUGUGAGCGUUUCAUCUUUAAGAGACAUAAGGUGCAACUACUAAGCUGAGAUAAAUGUUUUUUUCCUGGUUUUAUCUUUGAUGUAAGGCGAUAGAUUCUGCUGCACCGAAGAAAAUACUUGGGGGAUAAUACAACUUAAUUAUGUGAACAGAAAAGAUGAUUGGAAUGGAGAGAGCUGAUUAUCACCCUGACGUGACUCACAUGGAGAAAGUGGCCAGGUUAGCUGUGUUCAGUACAAGAUUUUAACUGGACUUUCACAGCAGGGAAGGCUCUGUAGGAAGACUGUUUAGAGAGUUUAUCAUCAUGAGCCAACAAAAGAGCUAUUUCCUUGCUAGUUUUGUUUAUAAUGUCAUGUAGCCUGUGAAGCAUUAGGAUGUGUGUGAGUAUUUAAGUUUAUGUGUGUGUGAGUGCAUUAUAAGGAUGAGCUGAUAAUCCCUUGGUUUACUGAUAGCUGGAUGGAGAAGUUCAAAGUGUUGCACCUUCUUCUCACCCAUACUAAUUGUCCUGUUAAGUAAUUUUGCAUUUGGCAGACAAGUUAAGCUGUAGCAGUAGCAUAAAAAGUGGGGGAACAAUCACAAAGAGCAUCAUUUGCAUGAAGCCAUUCUCCUUAAAACAGAUGCUUCUCUCUCACAUAAUUAAUUAGUUUUUACUGACAAAAGAAAAAAAAUGUGUGUGUCUCUUUUUUUGUUGUGUUACAAGCCACAAAUGGAGCAUAUUACCAACCCACAAGUCUUAUCUCAGGAUGUAUUAGUCUUAAGAUGUACAAAUAUGUCAGAUUAAGGUAAGGCUUUUUGUGUGUGCGUGUGUAUGUGUCAAAAAUGACAAUGUUAAUUUUAGUAAUAAAUUUUGUAUUGAUUAUUCCUGUCAUGAUAAGUAUGCAUUGUUUGUGUAAAGGUAUAGUUAUAUGGAUUCUAGGUUGUUAUUUUCUCUUUUUUUGUGAUUUUAACUGUACAAUUAAAAGAAAUACUGAGAGCUGCUGAAAGAAAAUGUGCUUGUGUUGAGACCAUCGAUGGCUGGAGCCCAUUCACGGAGAGAAAGAAAUCUCUUUAAAUCCAUGCAUUGUGCUUUGGAUGUCACACAUUUCAGUGGAUUUCCUGCUGCAUGCAAAGGAGCUGACAGUUUCACGUGCCUUCUUUUCUGGUUGUUGUCUAUCCUCUUCUGGAGCUGUAGCACCACCAACAACAGUACUGAUUGUAUCUGGAUUACACACACCUCAGACUCAGAAUAGGGGACCAAGACUGUAGCUGAGACUAAACUCAUCUGGAAAAGAGUGGUUUUAUACUCUCAGUUUUCUUGUAAACAGGUUUGCUUUUAGUGCCAGUGGAGCUUAAGGAGGCAGUGCUAUUCUUUGCUUGUCCAUGAGACAAAAGACAUUGCAGUCCCUGAAACCAAAAACAGAUUAAGAAGCUCUGGUUUAUGUAACCAAUGUUCUCUGUCACUUUGGAAAUAUUAUUCCAGUGUAGUGAAACGAAGGCGAGCAUAAAGGCUGGCUACUGAGGUCAUUCUAUAAUGAAGUUAUCACUCACCUUGUUCUGCCUUUUCCCCAUCAACUCCUUCAUUUUCUCCCAGCUUCAAUUUGCUUUUCCUUUUUUUUUUUCUUUUUAGUAUGUUCAUUGUGAGCAGAGAAAAAUUAACCUUAGCAAGGAGACGAGCAUAAGUUAAGCCAGGCAUGCAGAGGCAGCACUGGUGCUAGCAUGUAAUACCUAUAAAGGUGUUUUCUUGCAGCUUUUACCUUCUCACUACAGUCUUUUCCUUACAGCGGUCAGCCCUUUUGUGCAGUAAGUACACAUUUAAUUCCCUCUGCUCAUUAUCAGCUAUUAGCAUGUUCACAGCUCUUGUGUAGUAAGUAUAAAGUUUCUGACUAGUCAAAGGUUGUUCAGAUAAGGAUUUAUGAUCUCCCACAGUCCAUAUUUAAACAUGAUUCAGCCUUUCUUUAUGCUCUGGGCAGGCAAAGAGGCAUGCUGCCAACAGAAUUUAUAUCCAUAUAUUUAGUCUCCAGCUCUUGCAUAAAUUAUGAAUUUCUUUCGGGGGCCAGUGGGAAAACCUGUAAGCCAAACAAAAAAUGUAAUAUAAGCAGAAAAAAAUGAUUUGUUGGCCUAAUUUUGGCAGAUAUUGUAAUUAGUGUUUGAUUUGUCAUAUUGUGACUGAUGAAAAGUAAUUUAGUAUGUUCUGAAACCUUUUGGUGAUGUGUAGCUGAGAGAGGAAUGCCGACUAGAGAGCUGUGGUCUGCAUCCUGCUGAUCAUUAUUGAGAAUAUUGUUUGGAUGAAAAAUUGUGGGAGGUUGCAUUAUUGACUUGAACACAACAAUGAACAAAAGGAACGCACUCAGGAGGCAAAAUAUAAAAAUAUACAUUCCGAGGCAAAAGAAAAGUUGUUAAAUCGAAGUACCUUAUGCACAGCAAAGCUCUCUUAAACAAGGAUGCCCCAUUUCAGUCCUUAAGGGCCACUGGCCUGCAGGUUCGUGAUGUUUCCUGCUUCAACUCACCUUCAUUUACAGGCUUGUGUAGAACUUGACAGCAAGCUGUUGAGGCAAUCUGUUUAACGUGAAUCAGGUGAGUUGGAGCAGGGAAACAACUAAAACCUGCAUGAAGGUGGCCCUCAGGGACUGAGAUUGUUAAUCCCUGCUCUGAAAAGAUGAUAAAGGUCAAAUAGUGUGUGAAAUUCAUGCAGGAAAAAACCUGGACAAGCAGUUACAUAUACUUUUAUGCAACCACCUGCUCAGCCUUUAUUACCAGAUGUAAGAUUUCAAUUAUAUCUCUCACUGGGGACUUUUCGAAGGUCGAUAAUGGUUAGCUUAUCUUUGCCGAAGGUUACAUUAGUAAUUUAAAGGUGGACACAAUCUUGCUUAAGCAUCAGUGAUGAUAUUUCAUCCCUGCAUAAACAAUGUUCAUCUGAUUGUCAGUUUUCCUCUCACAGCACACAGAAAGAAAUGUGAUAAUUCAACUCUUUGCAAACAAGCUUAUUUGUGUUGUUGCCAAGUGGUACAUAGAAAAUCUACACCACUUCCCUGUCUGUCUGAUUAAUUCAAAGCAAACACCCAGGAAUUGCUUAGUGUAAUGUUGAACAACUAGCCUGGCUUUGUUCAGAGGUGACAAAAUGUAUUAUACCUAAUACCUGAUUCAUUCAUUCAUAAAAAAGAAAAAUCAAAAGGUUUAAAAAUUAAAUACUGGUGUUUUAUCAGGUAAUUGCCUUGUAUAUCAAACAAGACGUCAGAACUUGCUUGAAGAAAAUAACUACCAGAUCAUCAAUAAUGCUAAUGACUGUUAAGGUCUAUGGAUUCUCACCGCUUCUUCUCUUGAGGAUAUUCCAUAACGCCAUGCUCUACUGCAUUUCCAACAGACUAUAUACUGAAAAGGAUUUCUUCAAGGAUGUUUAAGCCAUUUUCUAAAAGGGGUUCCGUAGACAGAAGAGUCUUUCUUUUUCAUUCUUUCUUCCCUUCCCUCUGUCCACUGCUAAGAUGAAUUUCUAGCAUGUAUUACCUUUAAGCUGGCAAGUCAAAAUAAUGAGUUCCAGGCUGUUAAAUCCAAAUGAUUAACGUCAGCUGAAAAUAGAGUCAGUGAAGUAUGAAAGUAUUCAAAGGAAGUUGUCACAAUUUGGGGAGAAAAGUUGUAGACUCCUGUGCUCCACAACAGGAUUUCUCUGAGUCCACCUUUUGUACACUGUAUGUCACCUGUAAAAUUCAUUUGAAUAGUAAUGCUUGACAGCCUUUGUCGCAUGUCCCAGUAGGCUCGCUGAACAGAAAAAAAAAAAGGCUUUUGCUUUUCUUUUCAUAUGAAGGUGGUGGCCAAAUGCACCAUCAAAUAUGCAAUAAGAUGAAGAUUUUUCUUUUGGUGUUGCUUUUGUUUAAGAAAUAUAACUGUUUCAGCCGGAAAAUUGCUUUCAAGAAAAUUAUUUUGUAUUAUUACAUAUUCCCUCACUUUCAUUUGUCCACUUCCUUAUUGACUGAAUACUUGAAUAUGAAUAUUAGUAGCUUAAUAUAUAAAACAAGUAUAGUAUUUCCUGUCAAGUAUUUUUUUCGUUAACAGAUAUAUUCAUCAUCACAUGGUCUUGUCUACAUAAGUGAUUUGUGUUUCAAAUCGUUCUGAUAUUCACAUGGUUUUUACCAAUAAAAACUCUUUCUAUUACUGUAAAAUCCUGUCAACAAUGUUUUAUGACUUA